CACUCACGUCUCUCCACGUCUCUCCACGUCACACGCCAGAAGAAAGGCUUUCCGUCCCACAUUAGAUUACUCUGUUGUUAUCCAUCCGUUCUCUCGUUCCUGAGUUUCUUUAUAAAAUCCCCACAUGAUCCCGUUUCAUCCCCUUCACGCUUUCGUUCUCCUUCGCAUACCCAACGCGAAUUCAUUCCUUUCUCCUCCUCGAAGCCUCGCGUUUUUCAGCUGAUGAAUCUUUUGCAAGACCCACCUUUUCUUUCCCAGAUCUUGUCUCGAUCGUGGUCUCAGGAGGCAUUCGUUUCGCUAGCCUUUGAAGUCUGCAAAUGGAGCGCCAUCUUCCUCGCGACGCUCGCUUGCUUUGGCACGCUAAUCUGCCGAGUCGUCAAGCUACCGGCCCUCAGAUUCCCGAAAAGCAGCCCUCUCGCGGCUCAGCAACCUCUUGCCUCCGACUUCGACGAUAGCGACGAUGACACGUGUUCGUCCUCGUCGGAAGAAGACGAUGGCCAGUCAGACGAAGACGAGCUUCCCUCCCCGUCAGGCGACCACUCGCAGGGGAACUUCAUUUUCCGGCUCGCGGGCUCCGGGGACUCGCAGCUGCGGCGGCGUCGCAGCUUCGCCGACAACCUGUCGCAGUUCGUCUUGGGCAAGACCGUCGUGAAGCUGUGGGACAGGUCGGACAGCAGAUUGCUGCGGCUGCAAGACGCCAACGGAGAGUUCGUCGGGAGGUUCUGCCAGGUCCUUGCGUCACCGAGGUCGCCGGUGGCCGUCGUGUCGGCGGGGCUGAACAACUUGGGGAAGAUCGCGCUCGACGUCUGGGACACCCGGGUCGGGUUCCGGAUCCCCGCCAUAGUCGCCGAGUGGGAGCCGAGAGCCGGUGGCGAGGUGACGGUCGGAGACCUCAGGAAUGUCAUCUCGCCGGUGGAGGAUUCGCUGGGAGCCGAUGCGGAACGGUGGUGGGACGCUGACGCCAUCGUCGCUCCCGAUGAGCUCUGACAAAACUCUCUGUUUGGAAAAGUCGCGGGGCUGACCGGCGACGCGGUACGCUCUGACUCGGGAGAAAAGUAGCGAUUCACGUUGUCGAAUUUGUAUUGAUUGUCGUCGGAGUAAAUAACGGUGAGCCAUUGAGAAAUCGAGUUGGAACGAACAUGGUGUAAAUAUACAAUCCAUUUGUCCCAUAUCUUAUUAUACUUCUUCAAUGAAGCAAACGAACAUGUCCAUUAUCUAA
Syzygium oleosum is the source of this 1219-nucleotide messenger RNA. RefSeq lists its product as uncharacterized. The record is from RefSeq and is a predicted model, not a curated record. The coding region runs from base 223 to 987 and encodes 254 amino acids. The transcript has a single exon. Lineage: Eukaryota; Viridiplantae; Streptophyta; Magnoliopsida; Myrtales; Myrtaceae.